CACAAACCGAACAAAAACUUGUCAAACUAAUUUUGAGCAUCUUAGCAUCGCGCGUCACUCGAAGAAGUGCAAUGCUUAAAGCUACCGGCACAGUGGCUCCGGCUAUGCACGUGGUGUUUCCCUGUUUUUCGAGUCGACCGCUUAUCCUACCUCUCCGGAGCACAAAGACCUUCAAACCUCUCUCAUGUUUCAAACAGCAAGGAGGCAAAGGAAUGAAUGGAGUCCAUGAGAUUGAACUUAAAGUUCGUGAUUAUGAAUUAGACCAAUUUGGUGUUGUGAACAACGCUGUUUAUGCAAACUACUGCCAACACGGUCAACACGAGUUUAUGGAGACUAUCGGUAUCAACUGUGAUGAAGUGUCCCGUUCUGGUGAAGCAUUGGCAGUUUCUGAAUUGACAAUAAAGUUUCUUGCACCUUUACGUAGUGGAUGCAAGUUUGUGGUGAAAACGAGGAUAUCGGGGACAUCUAUGACGCGCAUUUACUUUGAACAGUUCAUCUUUAAACUUCCAAAUCAAGAGCCUAUUUUGGAGGCAAAAGGAAUGGCUGUGUGGCUUGACAAGAGGUACCGUCCUGUUUGUAUCCCGUCUUACAUACGCUCUAAUUUCGGUCACUUCCAACGUCAACACGUUGUCGAAUAUUGAUCUAGGGCUCGACAAAAUAUUUGUUAUAUUUCGCUUUGGUAUGUUUUCUACUGCAAUUUGAUACGAAAAGAUAGACAUAUGUAAUGAUAUGGAGCAAAAGAUACACUAAUAAACUCAAUAUCCAUUCAUCAAAACGAAGCAAAUUACAUAUAGUCGGGAGAGGUGGACAGUUUUUGUUUUUUCUUAUAAUGUUUUUACAUGCAAUAUUUUAUAAUUAUUAUGUUUAAUUCUAGUAAACAUGAG
This is a messenger RNA of Arabidopsis thaliana (thale cress), 884 nucleotides long. RefSeq names its product Thioesterase superfamily protein. The record is from RefSeq and is marked reviewed. Gene Ontology annotation, cellular component: chloroplast. Gene Ontology annotation, molecular function: fatty acyl-[ACP] hydrolase activity. Lineage: Eukaryota; Viridiplantae; Streptophyta; Magnoliopsida; Brassicales; Brassicaceae. The transcript has 5 exons. The coding region runs from base 72 to 641 and encodes 189 amino acids.